AUGACUGAGGCCGAGACCAGAUAUCCCCAAAUGGAGAAGCUGGCCCUCGCUUUAGUCACAUCGGCCCGAAAGCUUAGGCCGUACUUCCAGGCACACACUAUUCUAGUACUUACAAACUUGCCCCUGAAGAAUAUCUUCCUUAAGCCUGAAACGUCAGGGCGUCUGGUGAAGUGGGCAUUGGAAUUGAGCGAGUACGACAUCCAGUUCGGGCCAAGAACCGUGUUAAAAGAGCAAGCAGUGGCGGACUUCAUCGUGGAGCUUACCCCACCGUCCCAGUCGACCGAGUCCGACCUCUCAUGGACGAUCUACGUUGAUGGAUCUUCCAAUGAGAGGGGGUGCGGGGCAGGAAUUCUCUUGCUCGCCCAGGGUGGCGAGCGAUUUGAGUACGCUCUGCGAUUCAACUUUCGGACUUCAAACAAUGAGGCCGAAUACGAAGCACUCCUGGCAGGCCUGCGCGUUGCCAAAAGACUGGGGGCCAACCACGUUAAGGUCUUUAGUGACUCCCAGUUAAUUGUAAAUCAGAUUAAGGAGGAGUAUCAAACGAAUGACCCCCGAAUGGAAAAAUAUCUGACGAAAUUGGCAUCCGCAUAUGAGACCGAUCUGGCUAGAUCAGUCCCGGUCGAGAUCUUGGACAGCCCUUCAAUCUUGGAGCCAGAUGUAAUGGAGGUUGACACUCCAUCACCCUCUUGGGUGGACCCAAUCGUGGAGUUCAUCAAAGGAAAUCCACCGCAAGAUCCGAAGGAGCAAAAGAAGAUGGCACGGAGAGCAGCUCGGUUCACACUCCGAGAAGGAGCGUUGUACCGACGUGGCUUCUCCCUGCCUCUGCUUAAGUGUGUGACUCCCGAAGAAGGCCUUUACAUUCUUAGAGAAAUCUAUGAAGGGGCGUGUGGAAACGACUCAGGUGCCAGGUCGUUGUCGGCCAAGGUGGUUCGACAAGGGUACUAUUGGCCCACUAUCGAACAAGAUGCAAGGCAAUUUGUGAAAACCUGCGACAACUGCCAGCGCUUUGCAAACAUUAUUCAUCAACCUCUCGAACUGCUUACCCCCAUCUCGGCCCCAUGGCCAUUCGCGCAGUGGGGGGUAGAUAUCAUAGGUCCUUUUCCCCUAGGCAAAGGACAAACCAAGUUCGCCGUUGUCGCUAUGGACUACUUCACCAAAUGGGCCGAAGCCGAGGCACUAUCCCACAUCACAGAGUCUAGGGUCACAUCUUUCAUAUGGGCAAACGUUGUAUGCCGUUUUGGUAUACCAAAUGCUAUUGUGACGGACAACGGAAAGCAGUUUGAUAACGCAAAGUUCAAGGACUUUUGCAGUAACCUGGGAAUACGUCAUCUCAGCUCGUCCCCUGCUCAUCCGAAGGCCAACGGGCAGGUCGAAGCAGUAAACAAAAUCAUAAAGCGAGAACUUAAGCUGAGAUUGGAUUCCAGAAUGGGAAGAUGGGCCGAGGAGCUACCUGAAGUAUUAUGGUCGUAUCAGACCACCCCGAGAGAGUCAACUGGUGAAACUCCGUUCUCGCUAGCCUUUGGCUCCGAAGCUAUUGUACCAGUUGAGAUCGGCAUACCAACAAACAGAGUAGAGCAGAAGUUCAAGUUGUUGCUUAGUAUUAUCUUCUGGACUUCUGAGUUCGAGGAGAAAUAUUAA
This is a messenger RNA of Momordica charantia (bitter melon), 1638 nucleotides long. The record is from RefSeq and is a predicted model, not a curated record. NCBI's taxonomy places the organism in Eukaryota, Viridiplantae, Streptophyta, Magnoliopsida, Cucurbitales, Cucurbitaceae.